Arabidopsis thaliana (thale cress) is the source of this 1723-nucleotide messenger RNA. It is a transcript of the gene ZAC, whose product is annotated as Calcium-dependent ARF-type GTPase activating protein family. The record is from RefSeq and is marked reviewed. Gene Ontology annotation, cellular component: Golgi apparatus; plasma membrane. Bases 475 to 1488 code for a protein of 337 amino acids. NCBI's taxonomy places the organism in Eukaryota, Viridiplantae, Streptophyta, Magnoliopsida, Brassicales, Brassicaceae. Gene Ontology annotation, molecular function: phospholipid binding; GTPase activator activity. The transcript is spliced from 8 exons.
CUCUCUCCUCACCUUGGUAAGAACGUCCAAUCCAAUCUAUAAAUCUCCUUGAUGGAAUUUCCGUACAUAUUACUUGUUCCUUUCUGAUCUCUUCUUCAUCGGUUUUAUGUUUCAUCGAGUUUGAAUAUUUCUUUGUAAGUCUUUUCCUGUCGGUUAUGUUUUCGUCGUUGAAAUGGUUUCAGGAAUUAACAAAGAUCAGAUUUUUGGCCUUUUUUUCUCUUCUAAAUUUGAAUUUCGAUUUUGGGAACACGAAUCGAUGAUGCUGAUGAUCUACAAAUGGGUAUUGAAAACGAUUUGUUCAUGGUUAUUCUGCGGUCGUGGUUUCCCCAAAAAAGUUUGGUUUUUAAAUUUGCAAAGCAGAGUUUGAUCUCUCAUUUAACAAUACCAUGUUCUAACCAUAUUGUGCGUGAUGGGUGAUUUCUUUGGUCUGUGAAGGAUUCUCUGUUUGAUGAUUGCUAGUUCUUUAGAAGAGCAAUGAGUUAUUCUGGAGCCGGACUCGGAAAGCCUGGCUCAGGUAAAAGGAGAAUAAGGGAUCUUUUAACUCAAUCUGAUAACCGAGUCUGCGCUGAUUGUGGCGCUCCAGAUCCUAAGUGGGCGUCAGCUAAUAUUGGAGUGUUUAUAUGCUUAAAAUGUUGUGGUGUCCACAGAAGCCUUGGCAGUCAUAUCUCAAAGGUCUUAUCCGUGACAUUGGAUGAAUGGUCAGAUGAAGAAGUCGAUUCGAUGAUUGAAAUUGGAGGAAAUGCCUCUGCAAAUUCAAUUUACGAGGCGUUUAUUCCUGAAGGUAGCUCUAAGCCUGGACCUGAUGCUAGUCAUGACCAGCGUAUGAGGUUCAUUAGGUCGAAAUAUGAGCACCAAGAGUUUCUGAAACCAAGCUUGCGGAUCACAUCCGUGAGGGGCUCUAGUACAAAGACUCCAGCAUUUCUUUCAUCGAGUCUAUCUAAAAAGAUUGUUGAUAGCUUUCGCACUAAUUCAUCAUCGCAACAGCCGCAACUUGAAGGCAUGGUUGAGUUUAUUGGAUUGUUGAAGGUGACUAUUAAAAAGGGUACCAAUAUGGCCAUCCGAGAUAUGAUGUCAAGUGAUCCCUAUGUUGUGUUGACUCUAGGACAACAGAAGGCUCAAUCUACUGUAGUGAAGAGCAACUUAAACCCUGUCUGGAAUGAGGAACUCAUGCUCUCUGUUCCUCAUAACUAUGGCUCAGUGAAAUUGCAAGUGUUUGACUAUGACACAUUUUCUGCUGAUGACAUAAUGGGAGAAGCUGAGAUUGAUAUCCAGCCUCUGAUUACAUCUGCAAUGGCUUUUGGAGACCCUGAAAUGUUUGGAGAUAUGCAGAUUGGAAAAUGGCUGAAAUCGCACGACAAUGCUCUUAUAGAAGAUAGCAUCAUCAACAUUGCAGAUGGUAAAGUGAAGCAAGAGGUUCAAAUCAAGCUUCAGAAUGUUGAAUCUGGUGAACUAGAACUAGAAAUGGAGUGGCUACCUCUUGAGCAAUAAAUAAUCAACUAUAUAAUAGGGUCAUUAUAUAUAACCAAACAAAUUUUAUUACUGUAUUCAUUAUUUUAACAUUCCCCCUUGGUUCUUGUUUGACAAAUUUUUGAAACUUUGAUCUCAUUGAAAACUUUCUUUCGUACUUUGUUGUUGUAAUGUUCUUUUGGCAGAUUAGAUAUUUGUAUAACUCAUAUGAUUAUAUGUUUUGACUCAUGUUCUUCAAAAGAUUUCAUUUGAAACC